AUGGCUUUCAAGGACUUCAAGCAUUACUUCAGUCGAUUAGAAAUGUGUCAUUUGAGUCCAGACUUCGACCAAAUGGAGAACACUGCGAAGGGCGCUCCACCGAAGCGAAAGUGGGAAAUGACGAGGCACGAGGGCGAGUGGCUGAGAAAUUCCACCGCUGGCGGAUGUCUGAAUAAUAGAAACACCUUCUAUAUGAAUCCUCAGAUCCGCGUAUCUGUGGUGGAUGCUGACGAAGCAGAUAACGACCCAACAGGUACCAUCGUCGUCGGUUUGAUGCAGAAAGGGAUGCGCGAAAAACGCCAAUCUCCGUUCUCUAUCGGUUACGCAAUUUAUCCCUUUCCACCUGGUGCACCAGCGAACGCCUUGUUGACACGCGAAUUCUUUCUUCGUACACCAAUGUCCGCACGCUCGAUAUUUGCCAACACACGAGAGGUCUGUGGACGUCAUAAACUCAUGCCUGGCGACUAUGUUAUCGUGCCUUCCACUUUUAUGCCAAACGAGGAGGCGAAGUUUUUGCUUCGUAUAUUCUCUGAGCGACCCUACACAGCUGGGUACGUAGACUGCAAGCGUUUGACUGCUUUCCUGCAUUUUCUCAAAAUAAAAUCCGAUAUUAACAAUGUCUGA
Hydatigera taeniaeformis is the source of this 624-nucleotide messenger RNA. The record is from the annotation of a GenBank genome assembly. NCBI's taxonomy places the organism in Eukaryota, Metazoa, Platyhelminthes, Cestoda, Cyclophyllidea, Taeniidae.